GUGGGCGCCGCGAGUGCCCGUCUCGUUUGAUCCGUUUAAUAUAGACACGUUCACAAAUACGCGCAACACUACGCGGAAACUAUCACUUUCGCUACAAUCACGAUUGAACCAUGAUAACGCAGUGAAAUUUUACAUUUGUGCUCUUCCUGGACGUAACCACGACGGCAAUAGAAGGUAUCAAAAUGCCUCAGUGGGCCACGAGCGAAGGUGGCGGAUCUGAGGCGGCUUCUCCUGACCAGAAAUUGAUGUACUGUGAAGAUGAUGCCUCCGAGUAUUACGUCAAGCAAGGAGAGAUCGACAUUAAAAUAGAACAAGCUGGAGAUUUCUAUGACAGCAGUAGCGAUGAUGUUCCAAGGAGAGUUUGCCGACCGCGGCGAACGGCUGCCAGCUCUUCGUCUUCUGGCACUACCAGCGGUUCCAGCGGUCCUGGCAGACGACGCAGAUGCGGAACAUCAGCUCGCGAACGUAAUCUCCGAAGAUUAGAGAGCAACGAACGCGAACGCAUGCGCAUGCAUUCAUUAAAUCGCGCGUUUGAAGAUCUCCGUCGAGUGAUUCCUCAUGUAAAGAAAGACAAAAGGAGUCUUUCGAAGAUAGAAACCCUUACACUUGCCAAAAAUUAUGUGAAAGCUCUCACCAACGCUAUUUGUACGAUGCGGGGGGAAAUUCCACGAUACCAAUUCAACAGUGAUGAUGAAAACGUGGAACCCGUGUUUGUGCUCAGUCGGGAACAGGAACAGAACAACAACAUGCCCGAAGACGACUCACUCGUACCGGAUGAAUGUCUCUGACAUUGACGUUAUACUGACAUCUAUAAUACUCGCAUCUAGAGUACUGACAGCCUGUUACAUUAUGAACUUAGUUGUCUAUGACUGAAAAUACAAUUAGUAAAUAAUGUAACACGACCCACUGUCACCAGGCUCUCUUAAACUACGACUACCUGGCUAUUCACGGACUGAACAAACAUUAUUUUCCCUAGUCGUAAUCGCAUUAAAUGCUUUAUUACACCAAAAUGCUAUAAAGUCAUAAAAAUAUUGACGAAGUUAAUACAUAUUAAUGUUUGUCAUCAUAUUCAUAUUAUUUUUGUUACAAUUUUUCUGAAAGUUAAUUUAUAAAAAUUUUAAAAAUUACAGUUUUAAUAGAUUUUAAAACGGUAUUGCAUUAAUUUGCCAUAAAUUACACAGGGUAUAAAAAUAAUAUACCAAGGAGUACAAUGAACGGAGCGACAAGAUUUUAUUUUAUAUUUCUUUAUUAAAUUAUUGAGAAGAAAACCUUGUAAAAACCAUAAUUGUUAAUUUUUAAAUUUUAUGAAAAUCGUUGCAAUUUGUAUUUCAAUUAUGAAUCAAUUAAAUCGUCGGAUUAUUUUGAUUAUAGUCUCUAUAGUUGUACGAAGAUCUCUCCAGGGGUGCCAAUCAAAAUAAUUAUAAAGUCAACACAUUAUCAGAAUUGUGUUUUUCCUAAUGUCGCUUAUAAGACAGGUUGUUAUAGAAGAAGUGAUAAUUUUAUUUGUAUUAUUUAAUUCUAACUGAAGUAAUCUCACUUAAAAGUUACCGUAUGUGUUAGUUCAAAUAUUUGUCAAGUUAUAAAACAUUAUGCUUCUAGCAUUUUGUAUGAAAUAUUUAUAUGUAAACAUUUAUUAUAAUGUUCGACAUUGUGAUUUAGAUUAAUAUUAAGAUCUUGAGAUAUAUUAUUCUACUAUAUAUAUUUUUAAGUGCGACUUGGCAAAAUGAUUUAUUAUAAUA
Danaus plexippus (monarch butterfly) is the source of this 1739-nucleotide messenger RNA. It is a transcript of the gene dimm, whose product is annotated as neurogenic differentiation factor 2. NCBI's taxonomy places the organism in Eukaryota, Metazoa, Arthropoda, Insecta, Lepidoptera, Nymphalidae. Bases 183 to 788 code for a protein of 201 amino acids. Gene Ontology annotation, molecular function: protein dimerization activity. The record is from RefSeq and is a predicted model, not a curated record. The transcript is spliced from 5 exons.